Bufo bufo (common toad) is the source of this 7011-nucleotide messenger RNA. It is a transcript of the gene NRXN3, whose product is annotated as neurexin 3. Lineage: Eukaryota; Metazoa; Chordata; Amphibia; Anura; Bufonidae. The coding region runs from base 1 to 5112 and encodes 1703 amino acids. The record is from RefSeq and is a predicted model, not a curated record. The transcript has 22 exons.
AUGUCUUCUGGCCUUUGCUCUCUCAGCCUCACUCUUAAUUUAAGCUUUCUCCUGGGCUCCGUCUUAGGCUUGAGCUUAGGGCUCGAGUUCAUGGGACUUCCCAACCAGUGGGCUCGCUACCUGCGCUGGGAUGCCAGUACCCGCAGUGACCUCAGCUUCCAGCUCAGGACCAACGUUUCCACCGGCCUUCUGCUCUACUUCGAUGAUGGUGGCAUCUGUGACUUCCUCUGCCUCUCUCUGGCAGAUGGCAGAGUUCAGUUGCAGUUCAGUAUUGAUUGUGCUGAAACCACAGUUCUAAGUGAUAAAAAGGUGAACGAUGGCGGCUGGCACUUUGUAAUGGUCAGUCGAAAUCGGCUAAGGACCACAAUGGUUCUAGAUGGAGAGGCUAUACCUGCAGAGGUUCGGCCACAGAGGCAGAACAUGAAUAUUGUUAGUGACCUCUUUGUAGCCGGCGUGCCAGGGGAUAUACGUUCCGAUGCUCUCACACACAGUAUGGUCAGGGACAUACCCAUGUUCUCUGGAUAUUUACAGGACCUUAAGUAUGGCAACUCUGAGCCCAGGCUGCUUGGGAGUCACCGAGUGCGCUUCGAUCUGGAGGGGCUGUGUACCGAUAAUCCUUGUGAGAAUGGAGGAGCUUGUCUUUUGCUGGACGGAGAGCCCACCUGUGACUGUACAGCGACUGGCUAUGUGGGCAAGUUCUGCUCUGAAGAUGUCAAUGACAUUCCAGGACUGGCCAAUCUCAUGGUUGAUGACCAAGGACAAUCACAAGCGAGAGAGGAGAACGUGGCCACGUUCCGCGGCUCUGAGUAUUUAUGUUACGACCUGUCCCAGAAUCCAAUCCAGAGCAGCAGUGAUGAAAUUACCUUGUCCUUCAAAACCCGCCAGAGAAAUGGGCUCAUCCUGCAUACCGGCAAGUCUGCAGACUACGUCAACCUGGCGCUGAAGGGUGGAGCCGUCUCGCUGGUCAUCAAUCUGGGCUCCGGUGCCUUUGAGGCCAUUGUGGAGCCGGCCAACGAUAAGUUCAACGAUAACGAGUGGCAUGACGUGAAGGUGACUCGGAACCUGCGCCAGGUGACGAUAUCAGUGGACGGGAUCCUGACUACAACCGGCUACACCCAGGAGGACUACACCAUGCUGGGCUCAGAUGACUUCUUCUAUGUCGGGGGGAGCCCCAGUACUGCCGACUUACCGGGGUCCCCUGUCAGUAACAACUUCAUGGGUUGCUUGAAGGAGGUUGUCUAUAAGAACAACGAUAUCCGCCUGGAGCUUUCCCGCCAGGCCAGGAUUGGAGACACAAAAAUGAAGAUCUACGGAGAUGUGGUCUUCAAGUGUGAGAACGUGGCCACUCUGGACCCCAUCAGCUUUGAGAGCCCGGAAGCCUUCAUCAGCCUGCCCAAGUGGAACACUAAGCGAAUGGGCUCCAUAUCUUUUGAUUUCCGCACCACAGAACCCAACGGCCUCAUCCUUUUCACACAUGGGAAGCCACAGGACAGGAAGGACAUCCGCAGUCAGAAGAAUACCAAGGUGGACUUCUUUGCUGUUGAGUUGUUGGAUGGCCAUCUUUAUCUCCUGCUAGACAUGGGCUCAGGGACAAUAAAGGUGAAAGCCACCAGCAAGAAGGCCAACGAUGGCGAGUGGUAUCAUGUGGACAUCCAGCGGGACGGUCGGUCAGGCACCAUCUCUGUUAAUAGCAAGCGCACCCCAUUCACUGCCAGUGGUGAGAGUGAGAUUCUGGACUUAGAAGGGGAGAUGUAUUUGGGGGGUCUUCCUGAGAGCCGGGCGGGGCUGAUCUUACCCACUGAGCUGUGGACGGCUAUGCUGAACUACGGUUAUGUUGGCUGUAUCCGUGACCUGUUCAUUGACGGGCGUAGUAAGAACAUCCGGCAGCUGGCGGAGGCCCAGAACGCGGCUGGCGUGAAGUCGUCCUGCUCUCGGAUGAGCGGCAAACAGUGCGAUAGUUACCCCUGCAAGAACAAUGCGGCCUGUAGGGAUGGCUGGAACCGCUUCGUGUGCGAUUGUACAGGCACCGGACACUGGGGAAGGACCUGUGACCGAGAGGCCUCCAUCCUGAGCUAUGACGGCAGCAUGUACAUGAAGAUCGUCAUGCCAGUCGUUAUGCACACAGAAGCCGAGGAUGUUUCAUUUCGCUUCAAGUCUCAGCGAGCCUACGGGCUGCUGGUGGCCACCACGUCCAGAGACUCUGCGGACACUCUGCGGCUGGAGUUGGACGGAGGCAAAGUAAAACUGACUGUCAACCUAGACUGUAUCAGGAUAAACUGUAACUCCAGUAAGGGGCCUGAGACACUUUAUGCGGGGCAGAAGCUGAAUGAUAAUGAGUGGCACACUGUCAGAGUGGUCCGACGUGGCAAGACCCUUAAACUUACCGUGGAUGAUGAUGUGGCAGAAGGUACCAUGGCAGGUGAUCACACCCGCUUAGAAUUCCACAACAUUGAGACGGGCUCCAUGACUGAGAAACGGUUUGCCUCUGCCGUGCCCUCUAAGUUCAUUGGGCACCUCCAGAGCCUCAUGUUCAAUGGCAUGCUCUACAUUGACCUCUGCAAGAACGGAGACAUUGACUACUGUGAGCUGAAGGCACGGUUUGGCAUUCGACCCAUCAUAGCCGAUCCUGUCACGUUUCGGACCAAGGCCAGCUAUCUGACCCUAUCCACCCUGCAGGCCUACACCUCCAUGCAUCUCUUCUUCCAGUUCAAGACCAUCUCAUCUGAUGGCUUCAUUCUUUUCAACAGUGGAGAUGGCAACGACUUCAUCGCGGUGGAGCUUGUCAAGGGGUACAUUCACUAUGUGAUUGAUCUUGGGAAUGGGGCGAACAUCAUCAAAGGAAAUAGUGACCGACCCCUGAACGAUAACCAGUGGCAUCACGUGGUUAUCACUCGAGACAACAGCAAUACCCACACCCUGAAGGUGGACGCCAAGGCCGUAACACAGGUCAUCAGUGGAGCGAAGAACCUCGAUCUGAAAGGUGACCUGUACAUUGCCGGCUUGAAUCAGGUUUUGUACAGCAAUCUACCUAAACUUGUGGCCUCCAGAGAUGGUUUCCAGGGCUGCCUGGCCUCAGUGGACCUCAAUGGGCGACUCCCUGACCUGAUCAACGAUGCCUUGCACAGCAGCGGGCAAAUUGAGCGUGGAUGUGAAGGUCCAACAACCACCUGUCAGGAAGAAUCCUGUGUUAACCAGGGCGUGUGCAUGCAGCAAUGGGAGGGCUUCACCUGCGACUGCUCCAUGACGUCCUACUCGGGGCCACAGUGCAAUGACCCUGGUGCAACAUACAUAUUUGCGAAGGGCGGAGGCCUCAUCUUGUACACGUGGCCUCAUAACGACCGGCCGAGCACCCGCACUGACCGGCUGGCCGUGGGCUUCAGUACUUAUAUCAAAGACGGAAUCCUGGUGCGGAUUGACAGCGCGGCUGGACUAAUGGAUUUUCUGCAGCUGCACAUUGAGCAGGGAAAGGUUGGAGUGACCUUUAACAUUGGGUUAGUGGACAUCUCAAUACGUGAAGACAGUACUCCUGUGAAUGACGGCGCGUACCAUGUGGUGAAGUACACGCGGAAUGGAGGGAAUGCAACUCUGCAAGUGGAUAACUGGCCCAUCAAUGAAUACUACCCAGGAGGCAAUACUGAGCUACUCCAAAAACCGAAACUGUCCUAUAAAUUGCCUCGGAACCCAGAUGACGGCCAACCAGACAAAGGGCUCAGUAUCUCAGGAAUGGAAGAUGGCACAAGACUUCUGAAUCCUGAGUUCAAGAGAGUGGGAACUGGCGUUACAAAAGGACGGCCCCUGACCAUCUUCAAUACCCAGGCGCAGAUAGCCAUUGGUGGAAAGGACAGGGGGAGGCCAUUCCAAGGGCAGCUGUCUGGUAUCUACUAUAAUGGCCUGAAGGUUCUUCAUAUGGCUGCUGAGCACAACCCUCACAUCAACAUUAGUGGAAGUGUGAGGCUGGUGGGCGAAGUCCCCUCAAUCCUUGGGACAACACCGACCACUUCCAUGCCUCCUGAGUUCUCUACAACCAUCAUGGAGACCACCACAACCUUGUCGACUACUACAACCAGAAAGAACCGCUCUUCUCCAGGAUCUAUGCCUACAGAUGACCUCAUUCAGACGUCGGCAGAGUGCUACAACGGCAGUGAUGAUGAAGAUGCGGCAGAAUGUGAAACUGGCACAGGUACGUCAGGAGGUGAAUUAGUUAUACCUGUCCUAGUAGAGGAUCCCUUAGAUACCCCUUCACUAGCUACACAUACACCCUCCAUCACUCUGUCCCCUUCCUUCCGACCACUUCUCACCAUAAUUGAGACCACCAAAGAUUCCCUGUCUGUGACCCCUGAGGCGGGGUUACCUUGCUUGUCGGACCAAGGCAGCGAUGGUUGUGAGGAUGAUGAUGGCUUGGUGAUAUCGGGGUAUGGCUCAGGGGAAACCUUUGACUCUAACCUGCCCCCUACCGAUGAUGAAGAUUUUUACACCACCCUCUCCUUGGUAACAGAUAAGAGCUUUUCCACAUCAUUCUUCGAUGGUGGCUUCCAAUCACAGGCGCCCAAAUGGGGAUCAAAGGACUUUAGACCCAACAAAGCCUUCGAACCUGGUAGGACUUCUACCACAAGUUUGCCCCCUGAGCUGAUACGCUCCACGUCUGCAUCUGGGAUGGUGCCCAUGGUGCCAGCUGGCAAAAUGAAUAACCAUGAGCUCAAACCCCAGCCCGAUAUAGUGUUGCUAUCGUUGCCCACUACCUACGAGCUAGACAGCACAAAGCUCAGGAGUCCGCUAAUAACAUCCCCCAUGUUCCGUAAUGUGCCCACAGCAAACCCCACGAUGCCGGGAAGCAGACGGGUCCCGGGGCCUUCCGAGGUGGUCCGGGAGUCCAGCAGCACGACGGGGAUGGUCGUUGGUAUUGUGGCAGCCGCUGCUCUCUGUAUCCUGAUCCUCCUGUAUGCCAUGUACAAGUACAGAAACAGGGACGAGGGUUCCUACCAGGUGGAUGAGACAAGGAAUUACAUCAGCAACUCCGCUCAGAGCAACGGGGCCCUGGUGAAGGAGAAGCAGCACAGCUCUAAGGGAGGCCACAAGAAGCAGAAAAAUAAGGACAAGGAGUAUUACGUGUAAAAUAAAAUAUUAAUAUAUGUAUUCAAAGCAAACACAGAUGUGAACUAAUGAAAAAAACUAAAACAGCAAAGGCAAAACCUACAUUGCUAUUGAUGUCUAGUAGCAUAAACACCAAGGACAGGAGCAGCAACGUCCUGAAUUCUGGAACGGCAGCUGCCUUGUGCCUGAGGCAGGUUUAUGACCAAGGGAGCUGUUAGUGCUCCAUCCAGGCUGGACACAGCUUUCUGCUCCACUGUAAUAUAAAGCACACUUACUACUCUGUUAGCCAUGAGCGGCGGACACAACAGAAAGAAGAUAUAGAAAUAUAUAUAUAUAUAUAUACACAAGUAUGAAAGUUAUGUGAACUCCAGCUGACCAGUUCUAGGGCUCUCUUCUCCAGUCGAGUGGAUCCAGGUCAGGGGAGCCCCUGGGAUCCACCACGUCACCAAUCUGAGGGAGCCUUAAAAUACUCAAGCAAAAUAACAAAAAAAGGUCAAAGACUCUGAACCGAAUAUUCUUUCUUUCUUUGUUCUUUUAUGUUUCGGGAGGUUUAUUUAUUUUCCUUGAUUUUGUUUCUGUUUGCUGCUCUCUUAUAAUGAUAUACACCACAUGGCCAGAGGUAGCCAUGUACAGCCAAGGAACUAUAGACUUCAUGUACAAUAGCAGAUGUGUGCGCCGAGUGCCUGCCUGAAUGUCUGGGUGAAGAUUGUUGCCAUAUACAGCAUCACGUGUGUUCUUUUCAUAUCAGGUUGUGGUGUCCAUAGAAAAUAUUGUUUGCAGGAUGUUUCAAUAAAGUGAUAGAAAACUAUACAGGGGAGAGGAUUGGCGAGGGCUUGGGUCUGCCGUGAGAUCUGGCCAGUGUUUGUAGACAAUGCAGAAUACCGUCACAAGGCCAAAUCUGCCUGCGAGAAAGGGGCGACGAAGCCUCCGUCCUUUUGUCCUUGCAGCCAAACAUCAACAAAUGAAAAUGAGCCAGAAAUGGGAAAAAAAAUUCAAGAAAAAAAAAUCUUCCACAAAUGAGGAAGGAUCCGAGGCUUUUUUUUUUUUGCGUUCUGGUUUUGUGACUUCCUGCAAUGCAUGCAAAAAAAAAAAAUUGAAAAAAAAACUCACAAAAAAAUGGAACUGGUUCAGGACUGUAGAUAAUGUGUUGGAUUAAACACAUGGUGAACACAAAGGUGUUGUGCUCGGCAGAAGGAGACCAGUCCCUGGACCCUGGCCAGUCUGCCUUCACUCGAGGACUGAGACGACGAGGAGUUUUCUUACAAGUAGAAUCUAUAUAUACAUAUAAUAUAAUAUGCAGAGAUAUUUAUUCAGAUGACUGCUAUUUCUUUAUUGGUACAAGAACGCUGUGUUUUAAUGGAAGAUUUUGUCAUUAACCCCCUCAGUGCCAUGCAGGUAAAGGUAUUUUCCAGUUGCCAAUUAUGGGGCAAAAAAAAUAAAAGUAAUGACCCCCCCCUAUCAAAAAUUGCUUCUCACUCAUUCACCCGCUGAGAAGCAGCAAGGAAGAGGCAGUAGCUGAUCACAAUACUAAGGUCUCAUGCACACGACCAUAUCCGUUUUGCAGUUGGGAAAUCAUGGAUCCGCUAAAUACAGAUGUGGUCUGUGUGCCAUCCUCAUUUUUCACAGAGCUAUUGACUUCAAUGGGUCUGUGGUUUUGUGGACACAUUCUAUCCUUUUUCGGAACAGACAUACGGAUGCGGAAAGCCCACAAAAAAAGCGGAUGCAACAUAGACAGUAUCCCUCUUUUGGGGAUCCACAAUUUGUGGACUGCAAAAUACAGAUGGAGGUGUGGAUGGGGCUCAGUAGCUGUGUCUGACACCUGGGUUACAGUGGUGGCUUCAGGUUCCUGCACACGAUGAAGAGAAUGUAUGACGCCCAAUGUUAAUCUAUGACCCAAAUGCACUUUAUCCACAUUGACAG